Molecule: messenger RNA, 2585 nt
Organism: Tinamus guttatus (white-throated tinamou)
Lineage: Eukaryota; Metazoa; Chordata; Aves; Tinamiformes; Tinamidae
Source: RefSeq, a predicted model, not a curated record
AUAUCCCUUUAUUUUUGUUUUGUUCUUUAGUGAGAUAGAAGAUGAACUCAGCUGAAAUCACUGAUGAUGAUGAAGUAGAAAUUCCUAAGAAAGAUAUUGUGAAGGUAGAAACAGAAAACGAAGAUGAAGCUCUAGACUGCUCUUUGACAUCCAGAUCUGCAGAGAAACCCCUCCUGGAUGGUGCAGCUUCUUGCGUGCAGGAAUCCAACAAGCGGAAGCAGACCCCGCUCAGCUGCGACGGCGCAGGCAGCCAGCAGGAUGUCGUGUCCAGCGUGAAGAAACGGCGCUUUACGCAAGAGGGCCCCCACUCAAACAUGAGGAACCGCGACCCUGGCUCGCCCACUCAGGUAAACGCAGAGCAGCCAAACAAGAACAAGAAUCCCAACAUCACGUGGCUCUGCGAAGAGGAACCCUUCAGCGACAUAACCACUCCGUCGUAUAAGAAGCCUCUCUAUGGCAUCUCACACAAAAUUACGGAGAAGAAGAACCCGCCAGGGACGGAGCAGUUUGCUUCCUAUGAUUCGAUUGACAAGAUUAACCCCAGUAGUCCCUCGCACCUUCGGACCUUGAACGAUCAGCGCAAAAGGGACUGCGCUGCAGCUGCAUCUGUAGCUGCCAACACGGAUUCUGACCCAAAUAUAUAUUCUUUGAUACAGAAAAUGUUCUACACACUGAACACCCUCAACUCCAACAUGACUCAGCUCCACAGCAAGGUUGACCUGUUGUCCCUGGAGGUCAGCCGGAUUAAGAAGCAAGUCAGCCCGGCAGAGACUGUCGCCCAGUUCAAGCCUCCUCCCGAGUACCAGCUGACUUCUGCGGAGCUCAAACAGAUCAUGGACCAGAGCUCGUCAGGCGGAGACUUAGCCUGCCGGCUGCUGGUGCAGCUCUUCCCAGAGCUCUUCAGCGACGACGAGUUCAACAGGAACUGCAGCGCGUGCGGCUUUCUCAGCAAGCGCAAGCUCGAGUCCCUUCACCUGCAGCUUAUCCGCAACUAUGUGGAAGUUUGUUACCCUUCUGUGAAGAACACAGCUGUGUGGCAGGUGGAGUGCUUGCCUCAGGUCAACGAUUUUUUCAAUAGAUUUUGGGCCCAAAGGGAGAUGGAGAAUAGUCAACAGAGUGUGCAAUCAUCCAGUUUUUAUGAGACCGAACAAGUAGACUCUUCUCAUUUUAUCGAGGAUAAAGAGCAAGAAGAAGCUCUGUCCUUGGACAGGAGUGGUGUCAUUGCCUCAGAUUACGUUCUGGAUGCUCAGGAUCUCAGCGAAUUUUUAGAUGAAGCUUCUUCCCCUGGGGAAUUUUCUGUUUUUUUGUUACACAGGUUGUUUCCAGAGCUCUUUGACCACAGAAAAUUAGGUGAAAGGUACAGCUGCUAUGGAGACUCUGGGAAGCAACUGCUGGAUCCUCAUCGGCUUCAGAUAAUCCGUAGGUACACUGAAAUUUACUUUCCAGAUGUGCAGGAAGAAGAGGCCUGGCUGCAGCAAUGCGUCCAGCGAAUAAACGAUGAGCUUGAAAAUAUGUAUAUGGAUGGAAGCGAAUGUGAUCAGAUGCGAGAUGACUGUUACGAUUCCUCUAGUUUACCAGACGAUGUAUCAAUCAUAAAAGUGGAAGACAGUUUUGAAUAUGAAAAACCUGGCAGGCGCUCAAAAAAAAUCUGGCUUGUACCCAUAGACUUUGACAAACUCGACUUUCCCCCUCCAGAUUUUGAUGUUCCUGUCCCCGAUUACCUGUUGAACAAAGAACAGAUUAAAAAUAUAUAUGAAAGCAGUCUUUCCAUAGGCAACUUUGCCUCUCGACUGCUUGUUCUCCUGUUCCCCGAACUGUUUACUCACGAAAACCUACGGAAGCAAUACAACUGUAGCGGAUCUUUAGGCAAGAAGCAGCUAGAUCCCACCAGAAUUAAAUUAAUCCGGCAUUACGUGCAGAUCCUGUACCCGAGGGCCAAGAACGACAGGGUGUGGACGCUGGAGUUUGUGGGGAAGCUGGACGAGCGCUGCCGGCGGCGGGACACGGAGCAGAGGCGCACGUACCAGCAGCAGCGCAAGGUCCACGUGCCGGGGCCCGAGCGGAGGGAGUUCCUCAGCUACGCAAUAAGCACAGAGAGGUUCCGAGAAGAGUUUGAAGGGCCGCCCCUGCCGCCUGAAAGAAGCAGCAAGGAUUUCUGCAAGAUACCGCUUGAUGAACUCGUCGUUCCUAACCCGGACUUCCCUGUGCCUUCUCUGUAUUUGCUGUCUGACAAGGAGGUAAGAGAGACAGUGCAGCAGAGCCUCUCGGUUGGAAACUUCGCCGCCAGACUUCUCGUCAGGCUCUUCCCGGAGCUCUUCACCCCGGAGAAUCUCAGACUGCAGUAUAACCAUUCAGGUGCUUGUAACAAAAAACAGCUCGACCCCAUCAGACUGAGGCUGAUCCGUCACUACGUGGAAGCCGUUUACCCUGUGGAGAAGAUGGAGGAAGUGUGGCAUUAUGAAUGUAUACCGAGCAUCGAUGAAAGGUGCCGGCGCCCGAACAGGAAAAAGUGCGAUAUCCUGAAGAAAGCAAAGAAAGCAAAAACAGUGACAGGCUCCUUCAGUUCCCAAGACUGCGACCACUAA